Messenger RNA from Brassica oleracea var. oleracea, 830 nucleotides. RefSeq names its product neuropeptide-like protein 31. The transcript has a single exon. The coding region runs from base 171 to 572 and encodes 133 amino acids. The record is from RefSeq and is a predicted model, not a curated record. Lineage: Eukaryota; Viridiplantae; Streptophyta; Magnoliopsida; Brassicales; Brassicaceae.
UACGUAAAGUGAUAGAGAGAGAGACACAAGAGUCUCUCUUGCAUUAAAGUGAUCUUCACACACUUAAAAGUCCACUAAUCAAUGCCUUAACCGUAUUUCAAUUUAAUGCGUAUAUCUAUUUAUAAUCAUAUCUAUCUCCCUCUUCAACUAACCCACUUAGCCAACGAAAAAUGUCUGCAAAACCGAUCUUUUUAGCUUCCGUUCUCCUCAUCUUCUUCGUCUCUGCAACUCACUCAGCUCGUCAGAAGAGCGGUAACAAUGAUUUAGGAUUCGCCGGUGUACCAGGAUCUGGAUAUGCCGGGAUACCCGGAUUCGGAAACGGGUUUCCGGGAACCGGAGUCGGCGGUGGAUACGGCGGAGGCUACGGUGGUCCGAGCGGCGGGUACGGGAAAGGAGGUGUGGUGAGACCGACGGUGACUUGCAAAGAGAAAGGACCUUGUAACGGGAAGAAGCUGAGGUGUCCUGCCAGGUGUUUCAGCUCUUUUAGCCGCUCCGGGAAAGGAUACGGCGGUGGAGGCGGAGGUGGUGGAUGCACCAUGGAUUGUAAGAAGAAGUGUAUCGCCUAUUGCUAAUGAAAUAAUAAAAGUCCUAUCUUUAUAAUAUAUAGAUAGUCAUUACGAUGAUUAUAUUUAGUAGAUGGUCAUAAGGAUCCUUUUGGCUCGAUUCUAUUGUGGUAGUUUUUAUAUGCAUAAUAUAUGGUUGUGGUUGAAUAAAUGAGGAAACUUCACGGUUUUCUCAGUUUGUGUGUUUGUUACUUUGUUGUACGAGAGUUUAUGAUUUUUUUUGUAAUUUAAUCUUUAUUAUUAUAAUUUUGAUUGGAUGCAUGAUCA